GUGGGCGUGGUCCGCGCGGCAGCGCAGGCGCGAACCUGCGCAGGCGCGGGGGCCAGCCCUGGGACCCCUAGGGCCGGGGAGGGUUUAUCAGUCAGCCCACCCGGCAUCGUACGCUAGAGGAGGCGGGAGGCCGGGGAGCGAGAGUCGUACGCGCGGCGCGCUGGGCGUCUGCGAGGCUCGUGACGUCCGCGAAGCAUCUGAUCAGAACUUUGAAUCUGGCAUCUGGGAGACAGUCAUCCAAAGGAGCAUAGCAGGAAGUUGGAGACUGAGGCAAGUAGAAAUGUCUUUCCUCCAGGAUCCCAGUUUCUUCAGCAUGGGAAUGUGGUCCAUUGGUGCGGGGGCCGUAGGAGUCGCUGCCUUGGCACUGCUCCUGGCCAACACAGACAUGUUUCUGGCCAAGCCCCAGAAAGCAGCAUUGGAGUAUCUGGAGGACAUAGACCUGAAAACACUGGAGAAGGAUGCAGUAACUUUUAAAGCGAAGGCGCUCUGGGAGAAGAAUGGAGCUGUGAUUAUGGCUGUGCGGAGGCCAGGCUGCUUCCUCUGUCGGGAGGAGGCUACAGAUUUGUCCUCCCUGAAGCCCAAGUUGGAUGAGCUGGGCGUCCCCCUCUAUGCAGUGGUAAAGGAGCACAUCAAGAAUGAAGUUAAGGACUUCCAGCCUUAUUUCAAAGGAGAAAUCUUCCUGGAUGAAAACAAAAAGUUCUAUGGCCCACAAAGACGGAAGAUGAUGUUCAUGGGAUUUGUCCGUCUGGGCGUCUGGCAAAACUUCUUCCGGGCCUGGAAUGGAGGCUUUUCUGGAAACCUGGAUGGCGAGGGCUUCAUUCUUGGGGGAGUCUUUGUGAUGGGACCAGGAAAGCAGGGCGUUCUUCUCGAGCACCGAGAAAAAGAAUUUGGAGACAAAGUAAACCUGACUUCUGUUCUGGAAGCUGCUAGGAAGAUCAGACCACAGACUUCGGCCUCAGAGAAACAAUGAUUGUGUGAAACUGCCCAGCUCAGGGAUAACUAGGGCUCUCACCCGUGUUUGCAGGAUGUGUUGUGGUUCCACUGCUGUCCCUAAGGAUUUAUAAACCCCAUUUAUGCCAUAUUCUCAGUAUAGACCAUUAACAUAUUUUAAUAUUGUACUCUGUGUAGGUCUCAUAAGGCAAAAUAAGGUCUAAUAAGCCCCCAAACAAGACUGAUAAAAAUCUAAGAAGCUAAUAAGGCUUAUUUCAGCUAAAACCUGGAAAAUCUGAGGCUUAAAGUUGACUGUUACACUUCAUCACAAAUGUACAUGGCGUUUGAGUGCUAUUAUUUGAAAUGAUUUUUAUCUUCAUGUCUUUAAAAAUCUUAGAAAAGUUGAUGAUUGACUUGAUUAAAGAUACAAAGUUUUGGGCUCAUGUUUUCACAGUAAUAAUGAAUGAUUUAUUUUAUAAUGUUAAAGUAAUACAUAAAAGAAUUAAUGUGCUUUGGAUGACACAUCACAAAGGUAAAUAAUAAAGUGAAAUCUAUUUUCUCAUUGUCUUCCAUUCUAAUCUUGGAAAUUUGAUUUUCUAGAAGGAACGAUCUUCUAGAAAGCAUGGUUCUGGUUCUAAUAAAAUUAAGCAUCAAAAAUUGUCCAUAUAUACACAUUUCUGAUAAAACUAACAAUAAAAAUAUUUACCAUAAUAA
Molecule: messenger RNA, 1644 nt
Organism: Bubalus bubalis (water buffalo)
Lineage: Eukaryota; Metazoa; Chordata; Mammalia; Artiodactyla; Bovidae
Gene: PRXL2A
Product: peroxiredoxin like 2A
Exons: 7
Coding region: 281-970 (229 amino acids)
Source: RefSeq, a predicted model, not a curated record